Molecule: messenger RNA, 1071 nt
Organism: Linum trigynum
Lineage: Eukaryota; Viridiplantae; Streptophyta; Magnoliopsida; Malpighiales; Linaceae
Source: the annotation of a GenBank genome assembly
GGUUCAUCUAAGCUUUAUUAGAAACCGCGCAUCCUCCCUCCUAGGGUCUCUCUGCUGCAUCUGCUCCAAUGGGUAAGGGUACUGGGAGUUUUGGUAAGAGGAGGAACAAGACCCACACUCUAUGUGUGAGGUGCGGCCGCCGCAGCUUCCAUCUUCAGAAGAGUCGCUGCUCCGCUUGUGCUUACCCUGCCGCUCGCUUGAGGAAAUAUAACUGGAGUGUGAAGGCUAUCCGCCGAAAGACCACUGGAACUGGAAGGAUGAGGUACCUCCGCCAUCUUCCCCGCAGGUUCAAGAGCGGUUUCAGAGAGGGUACUCAAGCUGCACCAAGGACAAAGGGAGCUGCUGCUUCCACUUAAGAAGAGAAGUCCUCGUGGGAUGCACAAUGCUUAGGCAGGCCUUGAGUUGUGCUCGAACAAGAUUGACUGGAACAUUGUUUUAUGUUAUUCACUUUUCGGCGGUCUGCUUAGAGGCAAACUUUAGUCUUUUUUAUAUUGUAGCUGUUGCUUUCACUCUGGAAGAGAUUGCUGAGACAAUGUAUUUCGUCAAAGGUUGCUAUGAGUAUUUGAAUUUUGAUAAUAUGGUUUUGAAGUUUUCAGUUUUUCCGAGAUAAAUUAGUACUGGAGUGCUUUAUUGCCAGAUCUGUUUCUAGGUUUAUCACAGUUGCUUUCUAAUCCUUGCCAGACGAGAGUAAAUGCUGUGUCCGAUGUGUCGGACUCUUGUGAAAUGCAUCAUUUCAUUUUGCUGUUUGCUCUUCGUUUAGCUUCAUGAAAAAUAGAUUUUAGGUACCAGCCAUUUUGCAUCGAGUUUUUCAGUUUAUUGCUGCAUCUUUGUUUGCUCAUGAACUGUAAGGUACCACUUUACCAGACUACCAGUCUCUUCGUAUCAAGUUUUGCUGUUUAUUGGAGCCAUUUACUGUUUGUUUUGCUUCAUAAACCAUAGGUUUGAGGUUCCAGUCUCUUCUCAUCAAGAUUUGCUUGAAGUAUUUGUUGCUUCAUACACAAACCAUUGCAAUAACCAGUUAGUCACUAUUUCUCUGUUUGUGGUUUACUUGAAUAAAUGCAGGAAUCCCAU